AUGUACCUUACCGACGACAUCUUCAAGACCACCGACGCCGCCGCCGACGGCCAUCCUUACCACUCUCUUCCCAUACAGCCCAUGGACACCAACCCGCUUUCCCCGGAGCACCUAGGCAAGAGGAAGCGCGGCCCCGCCGGCGACCAUGAGUACACCACCAACACCGCACCCCUCAAGAACAUCAAAAUCCUCCCGACCCACCACCACCUCUCGCCGCGCCACGACUCCCACCCAGCCGUCGACUACCCGUCCCCCCUCCCCCCUCCUCGCCACCACCACCACCACCACCGCAAACCUCUCCUCCCUCUUCCCCGCGUCUUCGCGCACCCGCGCACCCACCGCAACAGUACCAACCACCACACCCGCCCCCUCGCCGUCUCCCGCCCCACAACAACAGCAACAACAACCAAACCACCACCGCCGCCGCAGACCCCGUCGUCAACAAUAGACCUCACGCCCUGCCACCGCUGCCACCGCGCCCCCCGCCAGAAACGCGAUCUGGACAACUACUCGGCCUGCAGCGCCUGCGGCGCCCGCACGUGCUACAUCUGCAUGAGGGUUUGCGAGCGGCGGAUCGGAUGCGUCGACCGCCGCCGCGGUGGUGGUAGCGGUGGUGCUGGUGGGAGCUACGACGACGGGGAUGGCAGGAGGAGGAUUUGUCGCGAGUGCUGCGUCGAGACUGGGUUGGAGGGGGAGACGUGGUGUUUUGAGUGUGUGGCGGUGGGGGAGAUGGGGGGUGGAGGAGGUAGUGAGGAGGAAGAGGGGGAGGGGAUGGUUAUGGGGUGA
Messenger RNA from Diplodia corticola, 786 nucleotides. RefSeq lists its product as uncharacterized. The coding region runs from base 1 to 786 and encodes 261 amino acids. The transcript has 2 exons. The record is from RefSeq and is a predicted model, not a curated record. NCBI's taxonomy places the organism in Eukaryota, Fungi, Ascomycota, Dothideomycetes, Botryosphaeriales, Botryosphaeriaceae.